GCGAGCCCCCGCCCUGCCGGUGACCCCCGGCGCCCGCCCGGGGAUCCGCCAGCCCCCCGAGCAUGAAGACGCUGGUCCGGCUCUUCUUCACGCUGGUGUGCGCGGCGGUGGCGGCGGUGCUGUACAUCCUGCUCGGCUCCCACACCCCCGUGCAGCGCUCCGGUACAGCCCCGGCGCUCCGGGACAGCCCCGCCACGGCCAGGGCUGACAGCGUCCGCAGCUUCCCGGGCUACAGCCGCGUUCCCGACGGGAAGCCGCUGGAGCGAGCGCGGUGCCGCCAGUGCGCCAUCGUCUCCAGCUCGGGGCAGAUGCUGGGCUCGCAGCUGGGCCAGGCCAUCGACGGGCAGGAGUGCGUCCUGCGCAUGAACCAUGCCCCCACCGCCGGCUACGAGCAGGACGUGGGGGCCCGCAGCACCAUCCGGGUGGUCUCACACACCAGCGUCCCGCUGCUGCUGCGCAACCAGCCCUACUUCUUCCAGCAGUCUCAAGAGACCCUUUACUUCAUCUGGGGGCCAGCAAAAAAGAUGAACAGGGAGAAGAUGGGCUCAACCUACCAGGCUCUGGUCAAGGUGAUGGAGAGGUACCCCCAGCUGCAGAUCUACACCCUGACUGAGGAGAAGAUGACAUACUGUGACGAUGUCUUCCAGAAUGAGACAGGGAAGAACAGGAUGAAAUCCGGCUCCUUCCUGAGCACGGGCUGGUUCACCAUGAUCCUGGCCAUGGAGCUGUGCGAGCAGAUCUGUGUCUUUGGCAUGGUCAGCGACAGCUACUGCAGGGAAAAGAACCACUCCAGCGUGCCGUACCACUACUUUGAGAAGGGCAGGCUGGACGAGUGCAGGAUGUACCUGACGCACGAGCAGGCUCGGCGCGCCGGGCACCGCUUCAUCACCGAGAAAGCCAUCUUCUCCCGCUGGGCCAAGAGGAGGAACAUUGUCUUCAACCACUCAUCCUGGGCAGGCAGGUAGGGCACUGCCACGGCGUGAGGCAGCAGGAACCUCGGCGGCAAGGCAGCAACACGUGCCAGCUCUGCCGGUGGCACGGCUGGUCACCUCCUGCCGAGCCCUGGAGCAGGGAGUCUCCAUCUCUGCACAGCAGUGCCUGUUUCCCAGCUGGUGGAUGGGCUGGGAACCCCCUCUUGGUACAUGAUGGGCAUGAGCUGGACCCAUGCAGCCCCACCAACUCCAAAUGUCUGCCUGGAUGGAGCCAGGGAGAUCUGGUUUUCUGCUCUCUCUACUAGGAGGAAUAUUUAAUGCAGGAUUAGACGUGCUGCUGGA
Melospiza melodia melodia is the source of this 1274-nucleotide messenger RNA. It is a transcript of the gene ST6GALNAC4, whose product is annotated as ST6 N-acetylgalactosaminide alpha-2,6-sialyltransferase 4. The record is from RefSeq and is a predicted model, not a curated record. The transcript is spliced from 5 exons. Bases 63 to 965 code for a protein of 300 amino acids. NCBI's taxonomy places the organism in Eukaryota, Metazoa, Chordata, Aves, Passeriformes, Passerellidae. Gene Ontology annotation, biological process: ganglioside biosynthetic process; oligosaccharide metabolic process. Gene Ontology annotation, molecular function: alpha-N-acetylgalactosaminide alpha-2,6-sialyltransferase activity.